AUGGUUAUUUCAAAAGUGAGAGCCACGGUGGAAGAGAGUGCUUUGGAAGCUUACUGUAAUAUAUUUCCAGAUUGUAUGAGAAUAGCUGACUUGGGUUGCUCUUCCGGGCCAAACUCUUUGGCUGUUACAUCUUAUAUUUUAGAUGCAAUAAUAAACCAAAUGACUAUGAAGAAGAAGAAGAAGCCAUCGACAUUCCAAGUGAUCCUCAAUGAUCUUCCUGGAAACGAUUUCAGCACUGUCUUUCAAUCACUUUCGAGCUUCUAUGAGAGGCUGAAGAAGAAGAAGAAUGAGAAGGGAGACAAUUUGGAGAAAGUAUCAUGGAUGAUUUAUUUGAGAGGUUCACUCACAAAAUCAUCGAAUCAAUGGCCAAUGAAAAUUGGCACUACACAAACUUGGCUAUUUCUUCGACAAAGAAUCAAGGUUAAAUAUCAGAGUUUACAUUUGAAGUAUAUGGGAGGGAAAUAG
This is a messenger RNA of Humulus lupulus (European hop), 465 nucleotides long. RefSeq names its product probable methyltransferase TCM_000331. NCBI's taxonomy places the organism in Eukaryota, Viridiplantae, Streptophyta, Magnoliopsida, Rosales, Cannabaceae. Gene Ontology annotation, biological process: methylation. The transcript has a single exon. The record is from RefSeq and is a predicted model, not a curated record. Bases 1 to 465 code for a protein of 154 amino acids. Gene Ontology annotation, molecular function: S-adenosylmethionine-dependent methyltransferase activity.